Molecule: messenger RNA, 2046 nt
Organism: Phycomyces blakesleeanus NRRL 1555(-)
Lineage: Eukaryota; Fungi; Mucoromycota; Mucoromycetes; Mucorales; Phycomycetaceae
Exons: 2
Coding region: 1-2046 (681 amino acids)
Source: RefSeq, a predicted model, not a curated record
AUGGGAUCCUUUCUUGGUGACCAUGCUAUCACUUCGCGAGGAACUUCUUUUCUUCAGUGGAUCCAGGCAACUGGUCUCACUUGUUGGAAUGAAUUACUUGCAUUUGGUAUUCCUACCUUUCUUUCUGGUGGCUCUGGUACCUCACGUUCCAGUGUCAUUGAUUUAUUUCUUUCUACGUCCCCCCUUCUCAAUCCUUCUAUGCAAAUUCAUUCUGAUCUUUCUUUAGGCUCUGAUCACAAAAUGGUCAACCUCACUUUCACUCCCUAUGUUUCACCUCCCCCUCCCCCUACUAACCAUCUGCGCCUACUUUGGAAUCUUUCCGGGCUUGCUCAGCCUGACACUCUCAAGAUCUACAUUGAUACAGCUUCUGGGUCAUUGGACAAUCUGACAGAGCAGUUCAGUGCUUUCCUUUCUUCUUCUUCUCCUCCUCCUGUAGAUUCUCUGUGCUCUGCUUUUGCUCAAGCUAUCUAUGAUGCUCUGGACACUGCUGUUGGUCGUCGUACACCACGUACCAUGCAAAAGUACUGGUUCUGGUCAGUGGACCUUCAAGAAGCAAUGGAUCUGAGAGAACGCAGCUACCAAUGCUGGCGUCAUUCUAGUGGUUUGCAGAAGGUUAUAUGCUGGAUGCGCCAUCAGGAUGCAUGUCAUGCUGUUAGGUUAUCAGUCCAGCAUCGUCGACGUGAAACAUGGAAAGAAUUCUGCAACAAAUUGGCAACACAAGACUUUGCAAAGACAACAGCAACAAUGAAACGUAUUAAAAGCCAUCGUCAAACCAGUCCUGUCUUUGUGAAUCCUGGUGGACCUCAAGUAGCUGCUAACAAAAUGGCUGAUCAUCUUCAACAGAUUUUCUCAGGUCAAUUUCUUCCUGCACGCCGCCCUCCAGACCAGACAGUGAUGAUUUCAUCACCAAUUGCAAUUGAUGAAUCAUGUCCUUUUACUCAUCUCUCUGUAGAGAGUGCAAUUCUCAAGCUUCCUACACGCAAGGCUCCUGGUGUUGACCAUCUUCGUGCUGAAAUGCUUCACCCAAUUGUUAAGCAAGUCUCUCCUGUUCUUUGUCUUUUGUUCCAGCUUUGUUGGCAAUGGGCAAAGGGGACUAUUGAUCCAUCUCUUCUCAUCUCUCGUAAUUGUGUCUCUGCUAUCAACAGCAUGCGUGCUCUUCAAUCACUUGGUGUCAAUCACACUGGGUUGUCACGUCUACUCUCAAUUCGUUUGUAUCGCCAGUUUAUUCGUCCACAAUUUGAGUAUGGCCUGGCAAUAUCCUGCUUCAACAUUAAACAAGUUGCUGUGCUUGAAAAGGCCCAGAACACAUGCUUACGCAUGAUUUUUGGAGGUCACUCCACAUCUUCUACAUCUGUUUUCCGUCACCUUGGGAAUCUUCCUAGCAUGAGGGAGAGGAUCUUGACUCUUGGUUUCAAGUUUGUAUAUCGUGCUUUCUGGUUGCCUGAUGAGGCUCUGUUUACUCUUCUUCGACCUGUUCUUACAAACCCAGCACACCAAUGGUUUAAGCUUUUAGCUAAUCCCAUUUGGUUAUCUCUCUCCAAUCGUCAGAAUGCUGAUUCUAAAGCUUGCAAGCAUGCCAUUCGUUCAUUUUUGAACCAGGGCCUCUCCUUGCAACGCUCUCAACAAAUACUUCUCUCUGCUUGCCGUCCUUCUCUUAGUGUUGACCCUAUUCUCUGGCUUCCCAUGACUAACUAUGAACGUAGUAGAUUCAUACGUUGGCGUAUGGGGUGGCUUCCUGGACGUCCUCAACCUUGUUCCUGUGGAUUGCAUACCACCAGCCGUCAUCAUGUCAUUGAGUGCACUGGAGCUGCAAUUCGUCUCCAUCUCUAUUCUACAGUACAACCCAAUCCAAUUGAUUAUGUACUCAAUAUGCUGCCUCUGAAGAAACUUAAAAACAACAAAAACAAUGCCUUCUGGAUCUUUACUUGGCCAAUUCUUUGUAGAAUCAUGUUAGACAUAGAACAGAUCUGUCUCCCUGGGGUUGAUCUUGCUGAUCAUGCUGCAACAGACAGAGGACAACUCUUCUUGAACUGGCUACCCAAAUGA